AUGCUUGUCGAUAUCAGCAACAUCACUAUACCUACGACUUUACAACGCGAUAAGAUCCCAGUAAUAGGCAGUAUCAGUCUCGCUGCCUUGAUCACUGUAUACGCUUUGGUCAAAGCGGGCUCAUCAUCCAGCGACACCAUUAAGGUUGAUGGCAAAAAAUUGAAGCAAGUACCUGUUGCUCCCAACCGAUGGCCGAUAUUUGGCCAUAUGUUCUCUCUCGGAAAGAAGCCGGUGUUCAAGUUUUCGGAAUGGCAUAGACUACUCGGACCCCUUGUCCGAUUUGACUUGGGUGCUCGACAAAUGAUCCUUAUUAGCGAUCCUCAAGUAGCACAUUCGAUUUUUGUCACUGAGGGUGAGCAUACAUCGUCUCGUGCAGCGGGUACCUAUACCUUUGACAUUUAUGGGAUGGGCGGAAGGAAUCUUGCUACCGCUGUCUAUGGCAAGGAAUGGAAAAACAAGCGGACAUUAGCACUCAACCUUUUGGCACCCAAGAUGGUCGACACCUAUACCGAUGUCAUUCGUAACGAAAUGGCCAACAUUGCUACCACCCUUGCUGCUAUUACUGAACGCAAUGGAAGUGUGGAUCCCAUGCAGACAUGUCACUUGGCGACGACCAAUGUCAUUUUGUUGACUUGCUUUGGUACACGAUAUCCUUCAUCGGAUCAUCCCAAGUUCUUGAAGCUGGUCGACUUUGUCAAGGGCCAUUUGAAUCGGUCGAGCGUGAUGAAUGAUGUUGGUGCCAUCUUUCCAUUCCUGCGUUGGUUCGAUAUCAUUUUCCGUCAAGAUUCCAAACUCAGGGCCUUUGUCAAAGAGUAUCGUGAUGCUCCUCUCCAAGAAUUGAUCGCCGAUGCACGUGCAAGUGAUAAGCCAUCCAUGGUGAAGACUGUGGACCAAUACAAGGAGCAAUACAAGAUUGAUGAUUGGGAUAUCAUUUGCUUUUUCUCCGAUAUCAUUCUUGCAGGCACCGAUACCACCGCUGUCACAGUGACAUGGGCAUUGGCUAUUCUUGUAAAGUACCCAGAAAUCCAGGCCAGGAUGCAAGCUGAGAUUGAUCAUUUCCGAGCAAACAAUGAGGGUCGUAUGCCAACCUUCCAGGAUCGCAACGAGUUCCCAUACAUGAUCUCUGUUCAAAAGGAAUGCAUGCGCUAUCGUGCCACCACACCAUUUGGCGUACCUCACGUCACUACAAAAGAUGUGACAUGGAACGGAUACUAUAUCCCCCAAGGAUCUACGUUGCUAAGCAACAUGUACACGAUGCAUCGAUCGGAUACAGUAUAUGACAACGCAAACGAAUUUAUCCCAGAACGCUUCCUCGAUAAUACCAAUACCAUGUUGGCUGCAAGCAAUGGCAGGCUUCAAAACCGUGAUCACUAUAACUUUGGAUGGGGAAGACGUAUUUGCCCAGGCACUCAUUUGGCUGAAGUCGAAAUGUUUGACAUGUUUGUCUUUAUCUUUGGUGAUUACGAUGUCAAGCCAGCCGAAUUUGACAAGAAUGGCAAUCCAGUCUUUCCCAAUGUAGACACCGGUCUGCCAGGUGGUGUUGUCACUGAUCCAAUCCCAUAUCAAGUUCGUGUCGUUCCUCGUGCUAGCGUAGCAAAAGCAUAG
Messenger RNA from Lichtheimia ornata, 1605 nucleotides. RefSeq lists its product as uncharacterized. Bases 1 to 1605 code for a protein of 534 amino acids. The record is from RefSeq and is a predicted model, not a curated record. Lineage: Eukaryota; Fungi; Mucoromycota; Mucoromycetes; Mucorales; Lichtheimiaceae. The transcript is spliced from 9 exons. Gene Ontology annotation, molecular function: oxidoreductase activity, acting on paired donors, with incorporation or reduction of molecular oxygen; iron ion binding; heme binding.